AUGAAUUGGGAGCUGACACUUGACGACAUCUACCUCACGUGCGAGCUGAACUGCUCGCUGAGCCAUGUAGCCGCCAUGGAGGAGUACCUAGCGGCGUCAGCGGGCGACUUUGCAGAGCUGCGCGCCCAGUUGGAGUCCGUGGUAUCGCCAAGCGGUCAAAAGGUCGCCUGGGAGGUGCGGACGUGUAGGAGGGCCAGCAACCGCAGUCCCCGCAUCGGCACCUUCGCCGGCGGAGGCAGCGGAGGCAGUGGGGCCGGGCACAGCGCAGCAGCUCGGAUGCAGGCGUUUCUGGGGAUGAUGCGGCGCGUGGUGAGCUGUGGCGGUGCGCCGGGCUGGCGCGGUGAAGGUGUCGCAGCCCGCUGGACUCCUUACAUCACAAAAUACUUUCCUCUCCCAGUGCGCAGAGCCAGUGAGCAGCGGCAGGCGCGUGCGGAGAAGGCCCGACAAGCCAUGGUGGAAGAGAAGCUGGCCCGCCUGGCGCAAGCAAACCAGAGCAGACAGACCGUCAAGUCCUUGAUGGAGGAGCGGGCAGGCGCCAUCGCGGCGCGUGUGGACAGCAAGAUUGCUCGCAGUGCGGAGCUACGGCAGGCGCACUUGGCAGAGCGAGUGCAGAAGGCGGUGGAGGAGACGAAGAAGGUGGCGGAAGUGGCGUUCAUCAACCAGAUGUUGGAGAUGGAUAAGAAGCUGGCGUUACAGGAGAAGCUGGAGGAAGGCGAGUCCCGGCGCAGACAAGCCCUUGAGGCGCUGCAGCAGCGCGGCAAGGGCGCGGCGGCCGCAGUGGAGGAGGCGCAGGAGCGGCGCAAGCUGUUGGAGGCGGAGCGACGUGAGCAGCUGGCGGACCGGCAGCGGCGUAAGAUGGCCGCACAGGCCAAGCUAGAGGAGGAACGACGGGCUGCAGCAGCGGCGCGUGAGGCGGCCAGCCGGGCACAGCGCGCCGCCGCCGCGCAGGUUGCCGAGGCGCGCCAGCGCCUGCGCGACGUGCUGUCCAUACGGAUUGAGGAGCGGUUGCGUGAGGCGGCUGCGAGGAGGGCUCAGCACCUGGAGCUCAUCAAGGAGAGAGCCGCGCUGGGCAAGGACCUGUACGAACGCCGUACAAUGGACGGCAACACGACGUCGCCGCGCUCGCCGCAAUCGCGGUACACUCGGCCGCCGUCACCGGAAGUGGCGUCCGCGGGCGCCGGCGGGCACACGGCGGCGGCCGCGGCAGCGACGCCGCCGCCGCUGGGGCGUCCUGUGACGCCGCCUGGCGGCGGCGGCGCCGCGGCCCGUGCGGCUUCUUCGGGCGCUCUGUCCGCUAUCGCCGCCGCCGCUGCUGGCGGCGCCGGCGGCCUGUUGCCUUGCUCGCCGUCAGCGCUGUUGCCCACGUCGAGCUCUAACGCGGCCUUCGCGCCCGACAGCAGCUCCUGCCCCAGCCCGCUGCGCUCCUCCGACCGCUCCAUCACCCUCAGUACGGAUCCACGAAGGCGCCAGAAGGGCAUGCGGCGGAGGGCCUGCAAGACGUUGGCGAGGAUGGAGGCCGCGCGUCCCAACUACGAGGAGCCGGCGCACCUGCAGAGCCUCCUUGAAGGUGCGGAUGGACGCGAGCUCGUGGCGGCCUGGGCAGAAUUGGUGGGAACGGCACUGAGGGAUACCGCCACGGCGGCGGCUGCGGCGGCUGCCGCCGCAGCUGCCGCCGGCAAGGCGGGCCGCCGGAGAGGCGCUGCUGCUGCGGCCGCUGCUGCAGCGGCAGCAGGCGCUAGCGAUGUCGUUGCAGCGGUCCGGGGCAACGGUGGCGGCUCUGGGAGCAAAGGGGAUGCUGCAGGGCCGGUUGCGGGGAUUGCUGGCAGCGGUGGUGGCAGUGGCGGCGGCGGGGGGGCAUGUACAGGCGGCGGGGUCUCGCCGGUGGGCUCGGAGGCAGCGGCGGUUGCGGCGGCGGCAGCUGCGUCUGUGAAGCACCUGCUGCAGCGCGUUCACACUGACUUAGGCGGGAGGAGCAAGGGCAUCGCGCUCCACGCGUCCCGACCUUCCGGCCUUCUGGCGGCGCUGGCAGAGUUGCUGACGACACCGGUGGCGGCCGCGUCUUCCCACCCGCCGCAGACGUCAGUGCAGUUGAUGGAGCUGUUGGCGCUGUUGGUGACCUCGUCGCCCCACAACACCGCCUGGCUGCUGGCCCGCUGCGGGGCGGGUGCACUGGCGGGUCUGGUGCGGUGCGGCAUGCGGGCGCUGGACCGCUACAACGGCCUUGCGGCAGAUGAGGUGUGGGAGGAGCCCCCGGAGGCAAGGUACCUGGCGGCGCUGCUGCAGCAGGAGGAGCUCGUGGCGUAUGUGGUGGCAUGCGGCCUCAUACACAGGUCCACGGAGCUGUUCAGUUUGUUCGACCAGCCUGCCGCCAACGACACCGCCCCCAUACCCGGAUAUGUGCUCCAGUGCCUGGCUCUGCUGGAGGCUAUCACAGGAGGGCCCCGGCGCCGCUCCCCCGCUGGUGGACUCACGAUUCAGAAGCGCUGGCUGCCGGCCGCUGCCAACGGCGCCGCCAUAGCGCUGGCUUUCCAGGAGACCUCCAUGGCCGGUUUGCCGUCGCUGCUCACCGCGGUGCUGCUCCGUGCGGCGCCCAGCUGCACCCCCGCGGAGGCGCGGCCUGAGCGGUUGCCGCCCAACUUCGUGGAGGCGGCGGCGUGCGUCAUGCGGGUGCUCAACAACAUCGCCAGGUUGGACCUGGUGGCAGCACAGAGUAGCCUGGGCGCCUCAGAUUUACGGGUCGUGUUCUUCCACUUGCCCGCUAACCAGGACGUGUUGCUGUGGGGCAAGAGCCCCACCAUCCUUCAGCGCCUGGCGGAGGUUCCCUUUCCGUACUUCGUGGAGCAGCAGCUGUAUCAGGUACUAGUGCUGAUGCCGACGCUGCUGUCCGUGUGCUACGGAAGUGAGCGCGCGUGUGCCACCCUUGCCCAACACAUGGAUCUGUACCUGCUGAGGAGCUAUGUGGAGACCAUGAUUCGACAGUUCCAUUUGAAUUCGUUGACGACAACAACAUUGGAGGCCGGUGACUGGGCCCACCAGCGCCGGCAGCGUGGAGCUGGUUUCCCCGGAGAGCAAAAAGAGCUGGAGGAGGAGCAGCAGCAGCGGGGAGAAGCACCCAGCGCGACAGACAUGAUCUCCGGGUCAUCUGCUUCUGUUUAUGUCGCUUCUGCUUCUGAACGUAACCAGGUCGAAGGAUCGUCGUCGUCGUCGUCGACGUCGUCGUCGUCAUCGUCAUCGUCGGCACCACGGCAACACUCGGUUGCUGUUGCUUCCGCAGGGGCUGUGGCGGCGGGCGGUACCGGCCCCCUCUCCCCCCGAAGACAGCUCCUGCAGGACCUACCCACGUCUGCGCUGGGAAUGCCAGACAGUAGCGCUCCUAGAGGCAACAGCGGCGGCGGGAAUGCCGUUCAGAGCCUGAGCAUUGUUGAGCAUGGCUCGCAGCGCACUGCAGCGCAAACGGGGUCGCCGGCCGGCGCCGGGGUAGCGUGGGGUGAUGAUGCGUUUGUGCUUCCUUCGCCGACGGCGGGCCGCUACAGCCUGCCGCAGCGCUUUCCGCUGGAGCUACUGCCACAGGUGCUGGCCUUCCUGGAGCGGCAGAUGCCGGGCGCGGCAGAGCGCGUGGGGUCAGCGGAGUCGUCGCUGGCGGCGGCGGUAGCUGCCGCUGCAGCGGUUGGACGCCUGACGGCUGCGCCGCCGCCUCAGCUGUCGGCAGCGCCGUUGGCGAUACUGGCGGGUACGGACGGAGGCGGCGGUUGUACUAAGGCGGCAUCCAAGAAGCGCGCAGUAGGGACUACCGCCGCGGCUGCCGCCGCCGACGCCGCUAGUGGUGGCAGCGGCGGCGGUGCACCGUGCCCGUUUGCGAUGGGGGAUGUACGGCCGGUUGUCACCGUCGUGAUGGCGCCAUGUGCGGAGAUGCCAGCGGAGGCUUCGAUGGAGGGGGGGAACAGGACGGGGACCAGGGCUGGGGCGGCAGCGGCGACGAUGGGGCCUGCAGGCGGGCAUGGGACGCAACAAGGGACUCUGUCAACUCCUGAUAGCAAGGCUGGGGCAGGCGCGGCCGCGGACGUGGCAGGCGGCAGCGGCGCCGCCGCGGCGGAGUCGCCGACACCAAGCUCCGGAACCGGCACCGGUGGUGCGGGCGCAGGCGGGACAGGCAGCAGCGGCAGAGCGGGUAGCAGCGCCGGCAGCUUUGGAUACAGCCAUCACGUCCGACGGUUCUUAGAUGCUUCGGAUGUGCCCGUGCCGUUCGCGGUGGGGGCUUUUCGGCGGCAUAGGAUCUUCGAGGCGGCUGCGGCGGCAGCCGUGGCGGAGGUUAGCGGCGGCGGUGGCGGCAGCGGCAGCAUGGACGCGAACAACUGCGCGCGGUCGUACGUUUCAGAGUUGAGCUUUGGCGGCUAUCUUACACCGUCGCUGCAGGGCGACUCCAGGGAGGGCGAUCCCCAGUCGCCGGGCGAGGACGAGCGGAUGGCGCUGGAUGAGUUUGACCUGGAGCAGUACGAGCAGCAGCGCUUGGAUGAGCAGCAGCACCUGGACGAGCAGGACGUGCUACUGUUGGACGAGCCACCCAUUGACUGCGGUGCCGGCGGCUGCCGCAAAGCGAACGCAGCGGCGGCAUCUGCGAUCCGCAAACCGGCGGGUUGUCAUGGGGGCGGCGAUAGCGGCGAAACGGAGCAGGGAGGCGAAAGUCCGCCCGAUUUGGGGGCAGGGCUGCUGGCUGCAAAGAAGGCGAACGGACGGGGGGCAACUGGGACAGGAGAAUCUGGAUCGCCAUUAAGAACCGGACAAGCAGGCCAGGAAGAUGACGAGGGGUCAGCGGGCGUUGUUAUGGAUGCGUGGUGGAGGCGGAUCGGCUACGAGUUUAGCAGUGUGGGCGACGGCAGCGACAGCGAGUUGUCUACGGGCGAGGGUGACGAAGACUCCUCGCUGGGUCCCGGAUCUCCCGCCGCGACGGGGACAUCCUUGCCGUACGGUGCGCAGGCGGGUGGGGUUGGUAAUGGCAGUACAAACGGAGGCGGUGGCGGAGGGCCCGUCAGCACCGUGAUGGCCUCACUGCGGGAGGCUUUCCUGGCGGCGACGGCACCGCAGCGACCCGCACCGCAUGUGGCGCCAUACAGCCUGCCGACGGCGGCGGACGACUCAGUUAGCUGGACCAGCAAGUACCUAAAAGGUAAUGAGCAGCUGCGGGACCUGGUCAACACGUUACUGGAGCUGGCUUUCCUGGCCCCUCACAGGGCCCUUAAUUCCGGCAAGGUGCACCUGAGCAUCAGCGUGGCUUGUAGUCACAGCUCCGAGACCAGCCUGGUGGCGAACAAGGAAGACUACCAGCGGACCAAAUUGCUGGAGCUGCGAGUGAAGGCCCUGGGAUGGGCCUUCGAGCUUACGCUGCGGCCUAGCAGCGAGGUCGUACUUUGGGACAAGUACGGCGGUGUGGCGUCGGCCGUACAGGACAACUGGUUCGUACUGGGCGCCAUCCUCAAGGACCAGUUUGGAAUUCUGAUGGAGGAGGACACCAUCGCCCGUCCAGCCUGCAUGGCUUGCCGCCGUACCUGCCUUGCAAUUACCCUCAAUAAGAUCUACUGA
Molecule: messenger RNA, 5577 nt
Organism: Volvox carteri f. nagariensis
Lineage: Eukaryota; Viridiplantae; Chlorophyta; Chlorophyceae; Chlamydomonadales; Volvocaceae
Exons: 30
Coding region: 1-5577 (1858 amino acids)
Source: RefSeq, a predicted model, not a curated record